AUGGAUCAUCCAAGAAACUUGACGGGCGAUAAGAGGGACCCCGACCAGCCUGAGCCCUCUCGAGUAUCGGGUAUACCAGGCAGCGACUACGCCUCUGCAUCAUCCAUACCUCCCAUGCGAUCAACGGCGUCGGUUCGGAGAGGCUACGGAACCCUGGAUGCGCAAUCCGUCGACUCGGCAUCCGAGAUACGCAACGAUGAGCCCACUCAGGAGGAUAGUUCGAGCCGCGCGUUUACCUCCUCAUCUAUGGUCCCUGAUCGGCCUCGAAAGCCCUCGGUCACCCGUCGCAUGUCGUCGAAACGACAAGUGCCCCACAAGGGCCAGGGAUUCUCGACCGACGAUGAUGUCAAAGAAGUAGAGGAGGACUUUGCCCUACAUAAGGCUUCGUCCACCCAGCAGCUGUCUCCGAGGCUUCGUCCCAUGCGGGUUCAGGGCUCCACGUUACGCCGUCAUGUUAGCGCCCGUCUCAGCCCAUUGGCUAGAGGUGAAUCAGACAACCUGAGUGAGGAUGAUACCAUAUUGCCAAAACCCAACUUCGACCUACCCGACGAUGCCCCGUCGAUAAGGCAGUCUGAUGGCGGUAGUGAUAUUGACAGUGGGGAUGAAUCUCAUGUGGCCGAUGAGGAUGACGAGGAGACUAGUGAUGCUGAGAGCUUUACGCUCAAGGACCGCCAGCAAGCGAUCAACGAGACCCAUCCCUUCGGUAUCAGGAUCUGGAAGCCCGCCCUGUACAAGAAGAGCCGCUCGGUUGAGAAGACUGCCGAGGGCGAUAUCCACUCAUCUCCCGGGGGUCGCGUCAGUCCCAUGCUCUUUUUGACAAACCUUCUAUGGUCAGUGCUCUUUGGGUGGUGGUUGGCUCUAGCGGCCUUGCUGGCUGCGAUCGCAUGCUUUUUCUGUGCUUUCUCUUCUAGCGCUGUCGCGUAUGGAAGGGUUUUCGCUGGGCUCUCGCGCUACUUGCUCUACCCCUUUGGCUCCUUUGUUCUCCUCAGAACAGAUGAUAAUUAUGCCGAGGAAGACGAAGGAGAAGGCCGCAGUAUCAGCGAAUAUGAACAAUGGCAGAACGGUGACUUGGAGCAUGGCCGACUUUUCUUCGGACCUCGCAGAGAUCGAUCUCUUGUCGGACGGCGGCGCAACAGCGUGGAUUCUGCUGGCGAGCAGGACAGCCUCCUCGGCCGGCCCCAGCGUGGACAAGGCGAGGACUUACAAUUCAGCCCCUCCAAACGCCGCCUCUUCGGUCGUGGUGAAUGGACUCUCGGUCGAGUUGUGUUCUUUGUAUUCUUUUACUUCUUGGUGGGACCCUUGAUGCUCAUAGUCUCCCUGGUCUGCUGGCUGCUUGUCUUCUGGAUCCCAAUGGGCCGAGUCACUACCAUCUUGGUGAGCCACCUGCGACGCCAUCCUCUAGCCUUGUCAUUCCACUCCGAUACCUCUUAUUCCCGACUUGCCACGGGUUCUUCAUCUUCAUCCAUCCUUCUGUGCACGUAUCGCGCGGCAGGGACGAGAUACUGGAAAUACACCAUUGACGGCACCAACAUCUUCUUUAUCAAUUUGCUAGCUCUCGUCGCUUUCGUCAUUUUCGACUACUUCGUGCUGGACACCUUCCUGGGAAUUGAGUCCUGGCUGACUCACCCCGGACUGAUCUUUACUCUCUCCCUAUUCUCCAUCAUCCCGCUAGCCUACUUCAUCGGCCAGGCUGUGGCAUCCAUCUCAGCCCAGUCGUCAAUGGGCCUGGGUGCCGCGAUUAAUGCCUUCUUCUCCACCAUCGUAGAAGUGUAUCUCUACUGUGUCGCCCUGACUGAAGGCAAGGCCCAGCUUGUGGAAGGGAGUAUCAUUGGCAGUAUCUUCGCGGGUAUUCUGUUCUUGCCCGGGUUGUCCAUGUGCUUCGGUGCUAUCAAGCGCAAGACGCAGCGAUUUAAUGUGAAGUCCGCCGGUGUGACCUCGACCAUGCUGUUGUUUGCGGUCAUCGCAGCCUUUGGUCCUACUCUUUUCUACCAGGUAUAUGGCAGUCAUGAGCUGAACUGCCAUUCAUGCGUUCGCGAGUUUGACCCAGAGAGCCGAGACUGCCGUCGUUGCUACUUUUCCCAGAGUGCAGCUGUUCAUGAUACAUUCUUUGAAAAGGCAGUCCAGCCAUAUGCAUGGUUUUGCGCCGUGUUCCUAUUCCUGUCAUACGUCAUCGGUCUCUGGUUUACCCUGCGUACUCACGCCGCCUUGAUUUGGGCUACUGAGAACGAGGAGAAGGAGAAGAAGGCCGCCCAGCCGAUUUCUGAUUCGUUUACUUUCGAGCCUAGGCACCUACUCUUCCCGCCUGGUGGUCCCGAGGCAUCGGGCGCGAUCUCUAGCCACAAAGACUCCAUUCGCGAGUCGCAACUCUACAAGCGCAUCCUUGGUCAAUCACUGAGACAGGUUGGCUUGGAAGAUACUAGUGGCGCCAAUUGGGAUCAGGUGGAAAGUGGCUCUCCAUCGGAUAAAAAGGCUGGCAUUCCUCAUCUGGUUCCUCCGCGUUCUGGCGGAGAUGGAAGUUCCAAUGUGCCAAAGGCUAUCCACGGCCUUUCUGGAGAGGAAAACGAGCGACUCGUGCGUCAAGUCACCGAAGUGGCGGCCACUGCGGCUGCAGUAGCUGCUCGCGAUGCAGCUCGUAGUCGCAAGUACUCGGCCCAACAAGGCAAUUCCUCCACACGCCAAGCUUAUCGUACCCAGGCAGACCAGGCAAAGACUCAUCCUCCCGGUGAGGAUAACGAAGACAUCGGUAUUGUUGCGGAACCUGCCCACAGCGGCGGUCACGAUGCUCCGAACUGGAGCAAGGCGAAAAGUUCCAUCAUUUUGUUGGGUGCUACUUUCCUCUACGCUAUUAUUGCUGAGAUUUUGGUCAAUACGGUGGAUGUCGUAUUGGAGAGUGUGGACAUUGAUGAAAAGUUCCUUGGUAUUACGCUGUUUGCCCUGGUGCCGAACACUACCGAGUUCCUGAACGCCAUCUCAUUCGCCAUGAACGGAAAUAUCGCUUUGUCUAUGGAGAUUGGUUCUGCUUACGCACUUCAAGUCUGCCUAUUGCAGGUGCCGGCCGUGGUCCUCUUCAGUGCCCUCUAUACUCAAUCCAUCGACCCCGCCGAGCUCGUCAGCCACUCCUUCAAUCUAAUCUUCCCUCAGUGGGACAUGAUCACCGUCAUCCUUUGCGUCUUCCUGCUAUCCUACGUCUACGGCGAAGGCAAGAGCAACUACUUCAAAGGAUCCGUCCUUGUCCUGACCUACCUGGUCGUCGUGCUCGGUUUCUACCUCUCGGGCUACAGCAACAUGUACACUCUGGGCGUGGAUCGCUUCGACACGCUCGCCCUAGGCGAAAAGUUCUACACUGUCGGCCGCUCCCGAGCUGGCGCGGCGUACUAA
Penicillium daleae is the source of this 3378-nucleotide messenger RNA. Its product is annotated as calcium/hydrogen antiporter. The transcript is spliced from 5 exons. Gene Ontology annotation, molecular function: calcium:proton antiporter activity. Gene Ontology annotation, biological process: calcium ion transmembrane transport; intracellular calcium ion homeostasis. Lineage: Eukaryota; Fungi; Ascomycota; Eurotiomycetes; Eurotiales; Aspergillaceae. Gene Ontology annotation, cellular component: membrane; endomembrane system. The record is from RefSeq and is a predicted model, not a curated record. Bases 1 to 3378 code for a protein of 1125 amino acids.